Cololabis saira (Pacific saury) is the source of this 4171-nucleotide messenger RNA. RefSeq names its product bone morphogenetic protein 1a (gene bmp1a). Bases 121 to 3033 code for a protein of 970 amino acids. NCBI's taxonomy places the organism in Eukaryota, Metazoa, Chordata, Actinopteri, Beloniformes, Belonidae. Gene Ontology annotation, biological process: proteolysis. The transcript is spliced from 20 exons. Gene Ontology annotation, molecular function: serine-type endopeptidase activity; metalloendopeptidase activity; zinc ion binding. The record is from RefSeq and is a predicted model, not a curated record.
CUCUUCCUCACUCACUCACUCUUCUCUUCUCUGUCUGUCUGUCUGUCUCCCCCUCUGUUCCUCUCUCUUCCUUCACCUAUAUAUCCCUCGCCUUUCGCCGUCUCCCCCCCAACCACAAACAUGGAUCUCUCGGCGAGGUGUUUGCUUCUUUUAUCAUGUCUUGGCGUGAUAUUGGCGAUCGAUCUGGAAGCGAUCGAUCCGGGCUACUAUGUGGAGACUGCUGCCACAUCAGAGACGAUCGACUACAAGGAUCCCUGUAAAGCUGCUGCCUUUUUGGGGGACAUUGCUUUGGAUGAGGAGGACCUGCGAUCCUUUAAAGUGGACAGAAUAAUAGAUUUGGCUCAGAGAACCGUUCAGAUCGUCAAUCAUACCGAUACAGGAUCUGCCAAUCACCGUAAUCUAAGUAGGCAAGGUUCACACCGGAAAAGAAGGGCCGCCACCUCCAGACCUGAGCGUGUUUGGCCUGACGGCGUCAUUCCCUAUGUCAUCAGUGGUAACUUCAGCGGCAACCAGCGGGCUAUAUUCCGCCAAGCCAUGCGGCACUGGGAGAAGCACACCUGUGUAACCUUUAUAGAGAGGACCCAGGAGGAGAGCUAUAUUGUCUUCACCUACCGACCAUGUGGGUGUUGUUCUUAUGUUGGCCGCCGUGGAGGGGGCCCCCAGGCCAUAUCCAUUGGCAAGAACUGUGAUAAAUUUGGGAUUGUGGUGCACGAGCUGGGUCAUGUGAUUGGCUUCUGGCACGAACACACACGACCUGACCGAGAUGAGCAUGUCAGCAUUAUCAAGGACAACAUUCAACCAGGACAGGAGUAUAACUUUCUGAAGAUGGAGCCGGGGGAGGUGGAUUCUUUGGGAGAAGUCUAUGACUUUGAUAGCAUCAUGCACUAUGCCAGGAAUACAUUCUCCAGAGGCAUCUUCCUGGACACCAUCCUACCUCGCUAUGAUGUGAACGGAGUGCGACCACCUAUUGGCCAGAGAACCAGACUCAGCAAAGGGGAUAUUGCACAGGCACGCAAACUCUACAAAUGCUCCAGAUGUGGAGACAGUCUUCAGGACAGUAGCGGGAACUUCUCCUCUCCUGGCUUCCCUAACGGAUACUCGGCCUACAUGCACUGCAUCUGGAGAAUAUCAGUCACACCAGGAGAGAAGAUCAUUUUGAACUUCACCUUCAUGGAUUUGUACAGGAGCCACUUAUGUUGGUAUGACCAUGUAGAGAUCCGAGAUGGAUAUUCGAGGAAGGCACCACUCAAAGGCCGUUUCUGUGGUGAUAAGCUACCUGAGCCAAUCAUUUCCACUGACAGUCGACUGUGGAUUGAGUUUCGCAGCAGCAGCAACUGGGUUGGAAAAGGCUUUUCCGCUGUUUACGAGGCCAUCUGUGGUGGUGAGGUGAAGAAACAAUAUGGUCAGAUUCAGUCUCCCAACUAUCCUGACGACUACAGACCCAAUAAAGUGUGUGUAUGGAAGAUUUCUGUCAAUCAAGGCUACCAUGUGGGCCUGACCUUCCAGUCUUUUGAAAUUGAGAGACAUGACAGCUGCGCGUAUGAUUACUUAGAGGUUCGUGACGGGCUCUCUGAAAACGGCCCUCUACUGGGUCGCUUCUGCGGCUAUGACAAGCCAGAUGACAUUAAAAGCAGCUCCAACCAUCUGUGGAUGAAAUUUGUAUCAGAUGGCUCUGUCAACAAGGCUGGCUUUGCUGCUAAUUUUUUCCAAGAGGUGGAUGAGUGCUCCAAGCCAGACAACGGUCACUGUGAGCAACGCUGUGUCAACACACUAGGCAGCUACAAGUGUGUGUGUGACCCAGGCUAUGAGCUGGCUGCUGACAAGAGCAGCUGUGAGCCCGCCUGUGGAGGCUUCAUCACCAGGCUGAAUGGCUCCAUCACCAGUCCAGGGUGGCCCCGAGAGUACCCCCCAAAUAAGAACUGCAUCUGGCAGCUGGUCGCCCCCACGCAGUACCGCAUCACUCUGCUCUUUGACGUCUUUGAGACUGAGGGCAAUGACGUUUGUAAGUAUGACUAUGUGGAGGUACGCAGUGGACUCUCAGCGGACUCCAAGCUGCACGGGAAGUUCUGUGGAACGGAGAAACCAGAAGCUAUUACUUCUCAGUAUAACAACAUGCGCAUUGAGUUCAAAUCAGACAACACAGUUUCCAAAAAGGGCUUUAAAGCACAGUUCUUCUCAGACAAAGACGAGUGCUCUAAGGAGAACGGCGGCUGUCAGCACGAGUGCGUCAACACCUUCGGGAGCUACAGCUGUCAAUGUAGGAGUGGCUUUGUACUACACGAGAACAAACACGACUGUAAAGAAGCUGGCUGUGAUCACACUGUGAACAGCGUGAAUGGUGUCAUUACCAGCCCCAACUGGCCAGAUAAAUACCCCAGCAAGAAAGCAUGCACCUGGGCUCUCACCACUACUCCAGGCCACCGCAUCAAAAUCGCGUUCAUUGAGAUCGAUAUGGAGGCCCACUUGGAAUGUGCUUAUGACCACAUAGAAAUUUACGACGGGCGAGAUGCGAAAGCGAAAUCCCUCGGUCGCUUCUGUGGCACCAAGAAACCCCCACCCAUCACAUCAAACAGCAACAAGUUGUUCAUUCGCUUUUUCUCUGACAACUCUGUGCAGAAAAAAGGGUUUGAGGCUUCUCAUUCUGCCGAGUGUGGAGGUCGUCUGAGUGCUGAAGUCAAAACCAAGGACCUGUUCUCCCACGCUCAGUUUGGAGACAAUAACUACCCUGGUGCCUCUGACUGUCAGUGGGUGAUUUCGGCUGAGAAAGGCUACGGCGUCGAGCUCAUCUUCCAGACCUUUGAGAUUGAGGAAGAGGCAGACUGUGGCUACGACUACAUGGAGCUAUUUGAUGGAGCCGACACCAAAUCUCCACGGCUGGGGCGUUACUGCGGCUCAGGGCCUCCGGAGGAGAUUUACUCGGCCGGUGACUCCAUUGUGAUCAAGUUCCACUCUGAUGAUACAAUCAACAAGAAAGGUUUUCACGUCCGCUACACCAGCACCAAGUUCCAGGACACACUGCACUCACGCAAGUGACCAGCGGGGGCCGGAAGGGGUCGUGCAGGGCAAAGGGGCAAACGGAGGGGUAGCCAGGGGAGGCGCCAGCCUGAUGCUCGGAUUCCUUCGGCCACCAGUAUGUAUCAGACACGACAGAACAACCGCAAGACCACCAACCGCACCUCAGCUCCUAGGGGCUCUAGCUCCCCCCACAGACUGUGAGGAGUAAAGCCAUUCUGCAGUUCACCUUGUUUUUACCUUUUUAUGGUUAGGACUGGGGUGGGAGGGUGAAUGCCCGAUUUAGACAGUAGGGGGAAUUUUAUUGACCCAGUCACCUUCAGAUAUAUAUUUUUUUUGAUUGAUUCUUCUACUACUUCUUUUGGGUUUUUUAACAUGCCUCCUAAUAAGAGGCAAAAAAAGGAAAACAGUGGAUUCUCAGGACCUGUUAGAAAGGCAGGCAUCAGCUGGACAGAUCCCUGCUUUUGUCGAGCCAGCCCACCACAUCCAGGGGUAGGAGGGGAAGAGGAGGAAGAGGAGGAAGAGGAGUACGGGAACAUCUCCUGCACUCCUCAAUUAUUGCUCCCCGCUCCUCACACCGUCAUCCCUUUGGUUCAAGGAUUCCUGUCUGUAGGAGGAUUACAAGGACUUGACUUGAGAUUUUUGAUACUGUUUGUCAGUCAAUUGCAUGUAAUUACAAGGAAAGAAGGAAAACUGUACAGUGACAACACCAGCAUUUGUAAUUGGUAAUUGUCCUGGCAGCCAGUGGCAAGAUUCUCACUGUUACCAUUAACAAGGAAAUUUAAGGAAGCAGUUAUCUUAUUAAAAGACUAAUAAAUGAAAUGUGGUCCAUGUCGUCUGGUUGGUAAUUGCUUGCCUGACUGGCUAUUACUGUACCUCCAUGUAUAAAGUAAUGUGUUUGAUCUUUCAAAGGGAACAUGUGCUUUUCUCAGCUCGGACCAGUUAGCACUUUACAGUGAAUUGUUCCAAAAUCAUGAGCUUAUGAAAUUUUGUGAAAUGCAAUGCCAGAUCACUUAUUUUUAAAUGCAUUUUAUCUCUCUUAUUCUUCUGUUUUGUUUAUUUUUGUUUUUUGUUUUUUUAAUUGCUCCAUCAUGUUCCUCAGGCAUACUUGAAUAUUGUGUGCCCUGCAACAUGGGGUAAAAUAAAAAUAUGACUUAUG